Lolium rigidum is the source of this 1593-nucleotide messenger RNA. RefSeq names its product UPF0481 protein At3g47200-like. The transcript has a single exon. The record is from RefSeq and is a predicted model, not a curated record. NCBI's taxonomy places the organism in Eukaryota, Viridiplantae, Streptophyta, Magnoliopsida, Poales, Poaceae. The coding region runs from base 1 to 1593 and encodes 530 amino acids.
AUGGCUACUGAAGAAUAUGAUAGUAGCUAUGAUGACAUUGAUGAGUUAGCCAUUUCCAUGAAGACAGAUUUGAAACAGUGCAUGUCACAGGUUGAGGAUCGUGAAAAUGGAAACAAGUGCUGCCUGAUAUGCAAAAUAGCGUACCGCAUUCGCCAAACCGACUGUAACUCAUACGAGCCGAGUGUUCUUUCAGUGGGCCCUUAUCACCAUUCGGAGUUACCACUUCAAGCCAUGGAAACGGAGAAGUGGAUAUGUCUGGACUAUAUUCUUAAAUUAAACAGUGAAGUUAGUUUGCAUGAGUACCUGAGCUUGGUUUCAGGACUGGAGAAAGAAGCGAGAGGCUACUAUACCGAGGAAAUAAACAUGGGUAGCGGAGAGUUCUUGCAGAUGCUUCUGCUUGAUAGCUGCUUUAUUCUUGUGUACCUCGGUGGUUUACAAGCACAAGGAGCUUCUGUUGAUGGUGAACAGUUGAAGGAAAACAUGGUGUAUGAGAGGAAGAGGGAAGCAACGGACUUGGUCCCCAUGGACGCUGUCUGCUGCCAAAGUGUGAGUGUACACUCAGGAGACAUUGAAAUAAAUCAAUUCGGUAAAGAGACAGAGGAUGGUCAUAACCAGGGGAAUUAUAAUGGUACUGUAGGAUGGUACAAUAGUUCUGCUGUCUAUGACCUGCUUUUGCUUGAGAACCAGAUUCCAUUCUUCAUUGUCAAGACAGUUUAUCAGUUCUUCUCACGUAAUAUAGCAACUACUUCAUUACUCAGCAACAGCAUUUCCGAAUUCAUGGAAGGCAUUCUUUACCGUUUCCCGAAAGUAAUAACUGAGGCAAAUAGGUCAGAAACUUUUUACCAUGUGCUACACCUGUGUCAUAUGUACUUAAAACCUAGUGACAAGCUGGAGGACUACCAUCAUCUAUAUUCUGCGAAGCCUUGCUACUUCCACUUUAUAUUAGAUAGUAUCUGCAAGAUUUUCACUUUCAGACAAGAGAAGAACAUAUUCCAUGAGCUAGAUUGGCUAAACUCGGUGCAGCAGGUUAAUCGGUGGCGUAGAGCAGUGGACUAUCAUGAAGCAGGAAUGCAAUUCAAGAGGAGGGAAUUUGAUGAAGACAAUCCUCAUUCUCUAUUGGACAUUAGAUUUAGAAAAGGUCUCCUAGAAAUACCAUGUUUGCCAAUCGAUGAUAAGUCUUCUUUGCUUUUCAGAAAUCUUGUAGCUUUUGAGCAAACGUGUCCUCAAGUUGGCGAUGAUAUCACUGCGUAUUUUGUGUUCAUGUCUCAGCUUACUAGUACGUCUGCUGAUGUUGCUCUUCUUGCUGAGAAAGGGAUUAUAGUGCACCAGAUGGAAAGUGACGAGGAUGUCUCGACACUCUUCACCAAGCUUUUUGAGUAUGUGGCAUUUGACUUUGAUGGCGAACACUAUCUGAAAUCCCUAUGCUGUGCCAUGGAAGCACACUACCAAAGUCGUAUCAACAGGUGGAUGGCAUGGCUGUGGCAUAAUCAUUUCAGCAAUCCAUGGGUAGGUUUUGCAGCGAUAGCUUCUGCUUUCAUAAUUUUAUGCAGUAUUAUGCAAACUGUUCUUGCUUUUUUGUCGUACAUGGGAUGA